Messenger RNA from Hibiscus syriacus, 630 nucleotides. RefSeq lists its product as uncharacterized. The transcript has a single exon. NCBI's taxonomy places the organism in Eukaryota, Viridiplantae, Streptophyta, Magnoliopsida, Malvales, Malvaceae. Bases 21 to 368 code for a protein of 115 amino acids. The record is from RefSeq and is a predicted model, not a curated record.
UUCUUCGGAAAACCAGUGACAUGAACGACGACGACGACAAAGAUCCAUGGUUAGCACCCGACAAACUCUACCAUUUUCUAUUCUGCUUCUUUCUAACCCUUUUCUUCUCCGUUAUAGCUUCGCUAUCACGCUACCCUUUUCUCCGUAACCAUUCUAUUCGGUUCGGAUCCAUCCUCUCCCUCCUAGCUGGCGCUGCCAAAGAGGCUGCUGAUCAUCUCGGGAUUUUCCCCUCUGCUGGUGCCUCCGCCAGAGAUGCCGUCGCCGAUCUCCUCGGGGCUUUGGUAGCUGCAAUGGCGCUUUCUUUGUGGAAUAGGCUGCUCCGAUAUCGAUCCGAUUCGGGACACGCCCGACGAGUUUUGCCUGUUUGAGUGAGAUUCCAUAGUCAAUUUGAUAAAUGAGUCAACUGAUUUUAAGAGUUUAAACGUGUACGGCCUGCUGCUUUGUGGAUGGGAGAUGUCUGGUUCCCAAGAAAAUGAAGUUGAAAGUAGGUUUUUUUUUUUUUGGCGAUUUUCGUUUAUCAUGUGCUUUUUACUGGACUUUGAGGAUUAAAUUCAUUCAUUGAAUUGGGCAUUUUGUCAGAGCAUAGGAUUGUUCGGUUGGUGAGAAAUUGAAUGCAAAUAGAAAGAAAAU